CCUCAGUUUCGUAAUCUCAGGAAAACAUAUCGAAGAAAAAUCUCUCUAUUCAGAGAAAAGCGCUUGCGAAGCUCGCGAAUUUCUUACUUGGGUUAGCGAAACGUGUGUUUGCUCUGGAAACGAAGUUAUUUGGACUGCGGUUCGUGCGGAAGGACAUUUCUGGUUUUUAAUUGAUUUGUUUUUCUCCAAUUUUCAGCAUAGUCAGUACAUUAGGCGACGAUCUACACCUUCCAAUCUUCUAUAUCUAUCUUUAAGUUCAUUCAGAGAUGGAAUCUGUGUAUAAGAACUUGCAUCCAUAUCCCUAUCACAAGGAUCAGACACCUUAUGGUUACAGACCUCACCACUACCCUGGAUAUGACGGUAUUGCACCUCAAAUGUACAUGAACUCUUCUCGUCGCCCCACUGCUCAUGGAUAUAUUCCAUGGGGCAGCAACUAUGGCUGUGCCUCUCCAGUACCCUACCAUGGUUGCUGUAACCAUUCCCAUUGGCAGCAACAUUAUCCUUGGAGUUCUCCUUAUCCUAACAUUCCUUCAUAUCCUUGUCCGGGAAGCUGCCAUCCAUAUCCGCCGCUGCAGUUCAUGCCUCCGGGUUAUCCAGUCGAGCCACAGUAUGAAUAUGAAAAGAACAUCCCAGGCAUUCACCAUUGUUGCGGAUGUCCUAACCAUCCACUGCACCCGGCAGAGCAGAAAAAUGUGAGGAUUGAAGAGGCAGAGCCUGAUGGAGAAAAGGCGAACCAAGGGGCAUCACUGUGGCUUCCACCCGACCGUGGCAGCAAUAAAUUGGGACCUAAUGAGAACCGAAAGCCUGUUGAUGCAGAACUGAUCUAUCCUCUUGAUUUGAACAAGUUGUCAUCAUCCAGGCAGCCAGGGCAUGAGGUAAGAACUGAUCCUAAACCGGUUGAUGAUGCUGAAAGACAGCAUUUUCCUUAUCCAGUAGUUUGGAUACCUUACAUGCCUGAUCAGAUGGAGAAUAAAGAACACAAGGUGGAUAGUCCGGUGGCGAAAUCGAAAUCACCCUUGCAAUUGGAGGGCAAGGAUGUUGAUCAGAUUGCAUCUCAGGCAAAGGACAUCCCGGUGACGGAUGCAGCGAAAAAUCGAGACAAGGAGAAUCAUAAAACUGAUAAUCCACAAGCCGGCUGCAUUUCUCCUCGGGCGAAAGACAUCCCUGUGAAGCAAAUAGAGCAGCAAGCCGACAGCAGAGUUUCUAAAGGUCAAGAAACAAAUUCCUGUGUUAAAAUUAGCACUGAAGCUGGUGAGAAGAAACUCGAUAAUGGAGAAGAGAAAUCGACUAAGGAUCAGCCAAAAUCAUCCAAGCUACCUCCUGUUUGCCUGAGAGUUGAGCCUUUGAGAAAAAGCAAGAGUACAAAUGGAAGCUCGCGGUCUCCAAGCCCUCCCAGUAAGAAAGACGCGUCAAACAAAACAUCGAAUGAAGAAACUAAGGCUCCUAACUCAUCAAUUGAUAAAAAGGAAGAUGAUAUCAUUCAGAAGCAGGCGAAGGCAGACGUCAACAUCACUAAGAACGUUGAUCACAAGGGAGAUGUUAUCGAUCAGAAGGAGGCGAAUGUAGACGCGGGCAUCACUAAGAAUGUUGAGGUUGCUCAGGAAAAAAUUCAACAAGGAGAGAGUGGUAAUACGAUCGAUGAAAUACCUGUCAGUGCCCUGCAAGAAGUUUCGAAAGGCAAUUCGGAUGAUAAUUCCAAAGAAUCGCAAGAAGUUGCUAAAAGUAAGUUGGAAAACAAUCCCAAUGUGGAGAUCCAAACUUCUUGCGAACCGGUUGAUGAACUCGUAAAUGAUCAAUCAGGAAAUGCAAAAUUCGCCGAAGAACAGCCUGACUUGUCCAGUAAAAGAAAACUGUCGGAGGAUGAGGCUGCAGUCAUACUCCAGGCAGCCUAUCGUGGCUUCGAGGUUCGAAGGUGGGAUCCAAUAAAGAAGCUGAAGCAAAUCGCAGAAGUGCAAAACCAGAUCCCCGAAGUUGAGCAUCAUAUAAAAUCAAUGGAGUCGUCGUCUUCUGGCACCGAAAGCAAGAGCAAGCAGAGAAGCAUUAUUGGAGAAACUAUAAUGAACCUUCUGCUAAAACUCGACACAAUUCAGGGCCUUCAUCCUAGCAUCCGCGACAUUCGGAAAUCUGUUGUAAGAGAGCUCGUCAAUCUUCAGGAGCAGCUCGACAUGAAAGGAGCCGAUGCAUCUGAAUCUGCGCCUGCAAAUGAUCAUGAAAGUCUUGCAAAACCAUCCAAGACAAAUCCUCCAGAGGAUGUAUUAGCCGAUGAAGACAACAACAUCAACAAGUAUGCGCAUAAUCCGGAAACUUCAGAGGCGACUUUAACGGUGUCAGAAUCUUUCGAUGAAGCUCAGAAGAAGAAUGAAACAGCACAUAUUAUUAAUGAUGCAGAUUGUCAAUCGAAGAUUGCGCCGACUCUAGAAUCGGAAAAUUUGGGAAGCAGCGCGGCUGAAGAGUCGGCAUUGAGCUCGAAUAACGGAACUCCGACCUCCUCCCCUGCAGCAAAUCAAAUUCAGACUAACAGAGUUUCCGACAUAGAUGAACAUGGCGAAGAAGUAGCUGGGGAAUAUCAAGAAGGGGAGGGGAGGGAGAAGGAGAAUCGGAAACUGAUGGAGGAAAACGAAAGGCUGCGGGAGAUGGUGGCGGCGGCGAUGAAGUCCGGGGAGGAGCAGGCGGCGGCGAUGGCGGCGCUGAGGGGGAGAGUGAAGGAGUUGGAGAAGAGAGCGUGGAAGAAAAAGAAAGGGAUGAAGAUGAAGAUGAGACGGCAGGGAACAAUGAAGAAGAAGGCAUACGAAUUGGUGGAUGACAUUAAACAGACUGUGUGUAUAGGACAGCGGGAUAGGAUUCUAUCGGGACAGACGAGAUGGUGUGCAUAUAAUACUACUAUAUAUACUAGGUAAAUGUGGAUAUGGUGUGCUGUGUUUUCAAUAAAUGACUGAAAUGUCAACGUCGUCAUGUCUUCCGAACAGAUCCCACUGCUAAAUAAGACCAUGUUUUUAUUACAUUAUGGUACAUUCAAACAUUGUUUAAGAAAAAUACGAAAAAACACUUAUUUUCGUA
This is a messenger RNA of Andrographis paniculata, 3057 nucleotides long. RefSeq names its product BAG family molecular chaperone regulator 6. The record is from RefSeq and is a predicted model, not a curated record. The transcript is spliced from 4 exons. Bases 267 to 2897 code for a protein of 876 amino acids. NCBI's taxonomy places the organism in Eukaryota, Viridiplantae, Streptophyta, Magnoliopsida, Lamiales, Acanthaceae. Gene Ontology annotation, biological process: protein folding. Gene Ontology annotation, molecular function: protein-folding chaperone binding. Gene Ontology annotation, cellular component: plasmodesma.